This is a messenger RNA of Phlebotomus papatasi, 5943 nucleotides long. RefSeq lists its product as uncharacterized. Gene Ontology annotation, biological process: positive regulation of apoptotic process; protein phosphorylation; intracellular signal transduction. Lineage: Eukaryota; Metazoa; Arthropoda; Insecta; Diptera; Psychodidae. Gene Ontology annotation, cellular component: nucleus. The transcript is spliced from 8 exons. The coding region runs from base 630 to 2909 and encodes 759 amino acids. The record is from RefSeq and is a predicted model, not a curated record. Gene Ontology annotation, molecular function: protein serine/threonine kinase activity; ATP binding.
AGUUAAUCACAAGUCUCGGGAGAGUCAAGUUGAGUCGGUGAUUGAGUAUUUAAGUAUUAAAUAGUUAAAUUUAGAUGCAAGUGCAAUAUUUAGUGCUUCUGAGCCCUUUGGCAAGUGAGUUUUCAACGUGAUCACAAACUCUCGAUCACUCUCUGUUUUGGCGCGAAACUCUUCAAUGACCGGAAGUGGGAAAAUUUUUGCUGAAGAUUAUUUUUGCUGCAGAGAUGAGCAGAAUGUCAGCACAAAAGUUUUUCCAAAACUGUGAGUAUCAAAAAAUGAAAACAGACUAAAAGUGGUGAAAAAAAAAACAGUGAAUCACAAGUUGGUUUAAACGUCCCAAAAGGGAUUACAAAAUAAUCAUAAAAGCUGUAAAGUGACAAUAUCGUGGUUAAAGCACAAAAAACAAACUUAGCCAAUAGCACAAAAGAGUUAGUAGCAGACACACAAAUCAAUUGGAUUACUGCUGGUGAUAUUUAAUCCAACCAAGUGAAACAUACAUUCGAGGGUGGUGGCGAAAAAGUUCAGUUUUUUUCUAGCCUGCCCUCCCAUAAAUUAACAAGGAAAACGCUUAUGGACAAAAGAGUGUCUAGUGUUGAUAAAAAGGAUAAAAUUUAGUGUAACAACAGAAAAUGAUCCACGUCGAUGAGUCAGAUCCGAUUGGUGAAAUCGAACCGAACUUUCCCACACGCGACGUCACCAUCAGACGUGGUGCCGAUGCCAAGGAAUACUAUGAGAUGAUCAAAGAAAUUGGCAGGGGAAAAUUUGGCACAGUGUACAAAUGCCGGGAAAAGUCCACAGGAUUGGAAUUGGCGGGAAAAUUUGUACCCAUCCCAAAACGUGAAGAUCGACGAAAUGUUGAACGUGAGGUGGAAAUUAUGAAUUCACUGCAUCACCCCCGGAUUAUUCAACUCUACGAUGCCUUCGAGUUUGGCAAAAUGAUGUGUGUCGUCCUCGAAUUAAUUGAGGGUGGUGAACUUUUUGAACGUGUCAUCGAUGAUGACUUCAUCCUCACAGAAAAAGCCUGCAUUGUGUUUGUUCGGCAACUCUGUGAAGCAAUGGAGUUCGUUCACAGAAAGAAUAUCCUGCACCUAGACCUCAAACCUGAGAACAUAAUGUGCCUGACCCGUGAAGGCAAUCGGAUAAAGAUUAUUGACUUCGGACUGGCAAGAAAAUUCGAUCCUGAUAAAAAAUUACAAGUUCUCUUCGGAACGCCUGAAUUUGUGGCUCCUGAAGUUGUCAACUUCGACUCAAUUUCCUACGGAACGGACAUGUGGAGCGUAGGAGUUAUUUGCUACGUCCUGCUCUCAGGAUUGUCUCCUUUCAUGGGAGAAACAGAUAUUGAGACAAUGGCCAAUGUGACCAUCUCCAAGUACGAUUUUGAUGACGACGCCUUCCGGGAUGUAAGUUCAGAAGCUAUAGACUUCAUUUCUAGGCUUCUAGUUAAGGAUGCAGAAGCCAGAAUGACGGCGACGGAAUGUUUGGAACAUAAGUGGCUCAAACGGCGUCCACCUCGUCCGAUUCCUGCUACGAAACCUUUGGUCGUGCCUCCUCCAAAGUUCAUCAAAGACCCUAGUCCUGUUCCAGCCAGCAAAAUACAAGAACCUCAGCCUGAGAAGCUCGACACAACCAAGGACAACCUUAAAACGUUUGUGGAGAGAUGGGGUGAACACCCUAACAGCCCCUACAUUUUCGAUACGGAUGCCCAGUUUAUUGCACCCCUAUCUGAAGAUUCUGGAUCAAUGUCCACUCAGCCUAUCAAUGAUGGGAACCUAUCUUCACGAGGAUGCUCACCAUCCCCUUGCGGAUCCGUCAGUAGUUCCCAGGAUGUUGCAGAUACAGAAAAUGAACUCAAGGACCUAGACAAUCAAAGUCCAGAGAUCCUAAAUGGAGGAGAAAACUGGUCAGAAUCACCGAAACCCACAAAUAAGAUGUUCAGGGAAUACCUUCAGUGUUUCGAACGACGGAAUUCAGACAGUAACUUUGUCCUUAAGCAUAGCAACAGCAUGGAAAAGAUCAACCUAGCGGAUGAGAUCAAGAAGCUAUCAGAACGAUUGCUAAUGCUAUCAGCCAUACCUACAGACCAAAAUGCAGAAAAGGAGUGUAAAACCCAAGACAAGGUAGAGAAAGAGAAAGAAAAGGAAAAAGCCAAAACUACGCCAAAGUCCAAUGAUAAACCGACUGUGAAUGGGAAGAGUCCCAAGAUGACACCAAAGAUCAAGAAAGAACCAGAAGUGAAACCUGAAAUUCCAGACAAGAAAACCAAAUCGAAUCUCCUGGAUACCUUCAAUAGAUCAAUAAAUCAAGCAAAUAACGAGAAGAAUGAGGUCUUUAGCAAGACAUCCCAGUUCACACGAUCGAGAAGUGUUGUAGGGAACAGCCUGAUAAGCAGCAUAACAGAAUCACUGGCCAGGCAUACAAAGACCUCCGUUAGUAUCACGAAGGAGACCAAGAAGGUCAAUGGAUUCACUGAGAGACUGACAAAGACUAUCGAAGAGACACCUAAAGUCACAGUAACGGAGAACCCAAUCCCGAAUUCUGCUCCAAUUAGCGUACCAUGGGCGGCAAACAACAGAAGAACCAAGUUCCGCAUGACACAGUUUAGUCGGGAUGUUCCUGUAGGUUCACCUCAUCAGCACCAGCCUAUCUACAUCGAAGAAGCCGCUAACACCACGAAAGAUUGUCUCCUGCAUCUCCUAGAAAAAUACAACGGCGUCAACGAGAGCCGACCACCGACAAUGUCCACAUUGGGACGUCAUCAGAGCUUUUCAUGUGCCUGGGGUGUAGAAGAGGAUCUCGAGCAGCGCUCCAUGAACUCCAUCAAUGCCUUUUUCCAGCGACACGCCAGUCACGUUGGGAAAUCUUCAGUUAAGCAAAUUCAAGCAGCCAUUGAGGGAAAGGGUAAAAUAUGAUUCUGUUAGCAAGGGGCACUUUUGGCAGGGGAACCCGACUCAUCAGGGAUCUGCUGAGGUUCUGCACUUGCGAAAAUUCUCCUAAAGGACAAUUUUCGGAAUGCUCUAGAUGGGAAGCAACUAUAGAAAAGAAACCCAGGUUGGGUUUGCUGCUGACUAAGAAUUAUCAAAGAUUAACGCCCUAGGGAGGAUCCUAGGCUGAAAUAGAAACAAAGUCAGAACUAAUGCCAAAGAUACCAUUCUGAAAAGUAUUUUUCGAGAUACUAUAAGAGGAAGAAUGUUGAUUAGUGUUAUGUAGAUUUAUUUGAAUAGUUUAGGCUCCCUAAGAGUUCAGGAACCUAGGAUCUUCAAAUAUAAUCUUUAUGUAGUUUCUACAUGAUAUGAAGUUUUCUUUAAGUUACAAUUCGUAUUAUUUAAAAUCCCUGUAAAAAAAAUAUGAACUUAUAAAGGUUUCUAGGAAAUCCUUCCGGAACCUAGAAAUUUCUUCGAAAUACCAACUAAGCCUAGAAAUGUUUAUUCCAUAUCAAAAACCUAGAAGGGUUUAAAUAGUGUAAGGCUAACUAUUCAGAUGUCAAGUUGAGUAAAUUAUGACCAGGAUCCUAGAUGCAAAUUUUAGGUGUAGAAUCUUCAAACAAAAACACUUUAAGACAGCAGCUUUAAGCUAUCUACACACUAGGUAAAUCGCAAUAAUAACAUUUCAAAGUAACACUGAAAUAAAACUUCAAUAUUGAAGAGAAUAUUGAAACCAAUAUUUCAAUAUUCGCCUACACACUGAAAAAAUUGACUUCAAUAUUAAAACUUCAAUAUUACAACUUACUAAAAUGCCAUUCUAUUCAGAGAUUCAGUUCCUUUCAAACAACGAAAAACACUUGGAAUUAGUAUGUUUAUGACCAGGAAGACAUUUCAGAAUAUCAUCGUAGACAGGACCAGAGAUUCUGCUGUAUAUCCUGCUCAAUUCUUCGCAGAAACCCAUCUUUGUCAGGACUUCUCCCCUACUUCCUCCAGAAAAUCUCAGAUCUUCUGGGAUUUUGUUUUAUCUUUUGUCAAGUACGCCCGGAAUACUCAUGUUGGUCAAAAGAUUUCUCCUGGUUCCUCCAAGAAAUCACAGAUCUUUUGGGAUUUUAUUCUGUAUUUUGUCAAGAACACCCAAAAUACUAAAGUUGGUCAGAAGAUUUUUCCUGGUUCCUCCAGGAAAUCACAGAUCUUUUGGGAUUUUCUUCUGUAUUUUGUCAAGAACACCCAAAAUACUAAAGUUGGCCAGAAGAUUUUUCCUGGUUCCUCCAGAAAAUCAUAGAUCUUCUGGGAUUUUCUUCUGUAUUUUGCUAAGAACAUCCAAAAUACCCAAGUUGGUCAGGAAAGACAUCUCCUGGUUCCUCCAGGAAAUCACAGGUUUUCUGGGAUUUUUUUCUGUAUUUUGUCAAGAACACCCAGAAUACUAAAGUUGGUCAGAAGAUUUUUCCUGGUUUCUCCAGGAAAUCAUAGAACUUCUGGGAUCUACGGAACCAAGAGAAAUCUUCUGACCAACUUGGGUACUUUGGAUGUUCUUGACAAAAUACAGAGAAAAUCCCAGAAGAUUUGUGAUUUCCUGAAAGAAGUUGGAAAAAUCUUCUGACUAACUUGAGUAUUCUGGGCGUAUUUCUUAAAAUACACAACAAAAUCCCAGAAGAUCUAUGAUUUCCUGGUGGAAUCAACAGAAAUCUUCUGACCAACUUCAGUAUUCUGUGUAUCCGACAAGAAAAAUCCAGAGCAACUGUGAUUUCCUGGAGGAAGCAGGUGAGAAGUGCUAACCAAGCUGGGUUCUUGGGAAGAUUUGACAAAAUGUACAGCGAAAUUUCAAGAAUCUGGGAUUUUCUGGAGGAAUCAGGAAGAGAUGUUUCCUGACUUCGAUUUUGAUCUUGGAUGUAUUUUUAUUCAUGAAAAAGGAUAUCCCAGCAGUUCUGUGAUGUUCUGAACGAAGAAAAUUCCUGACCGCUAAAAAUUAUUGAAGAAAAUAUCAAAUCAAUUUGAUAUUUUGAAUUUCUUUGAAAUUUUAUUUCAAUGUGACUGAAAAUUUUUAUUGACAUUAUUUGGCCUAGUGUGUAGCCAUUCAAAAUAAUAAAAUAUUAAAAAAAAGUGUUCCAUAUUGAAACACAUAUUGCAAUAAUUGCCUACACUACACACUGGACAAUUUCUUCAAUAUUGAAACAUUUAUGUCAAUAAAUCUUUGCAAUGUGGAGGCGAUCCUUGUCAAUAUUGGAUAUUGAAAAGAAAUAUUGCAAUAAAUUUUGUCUAGUGUAUAGCCAGCUUUAUAUCGUCUACACACUAGAGAAAUUUAUGUCCAUAUUGAAGAGUUUUUCCUACUCAAGCGUAGGGAAUUUACUUCAAUAUGGACAUAAAUGUCUCUAGUGUGUAGAGACCAUUAGGUGCCAAAAUGUGUGUUCAUUUAGGAAAGUAAUUUUGAACUUUCGUAACUUACCAGAUUUGAGUAGGUUUAUCCAAGAACCUAGAGUUUAAAGCAAUUUAAGACAAGAUGUUAGGUGCUUAGGAUACUUUCUAGGUGAUUUUUUUUUAUUUUAGGAAUUCUAAACAAAGAUUAUUCAAAAUACAGGGAUUUAAAUAGUUUAGGGUCUGUAACUUUUCAAGAACCUAAUAGGGGAAACUGUCACCAGGAUCCUAGAUGCAGUUUGUGAACAACUUCAAGAGUACUGACACUAAGUACGAGAUCAAAAUUCACUCACAUUGAUUGGUAUUAGUUUAAAACCCCGUUCAAAGCAAUUUAAGACAACAGGUUUAGGUGCUAACAAAAGUUCUAGGAGAUAGUUCCUAACCAUCCUGAACCUAAAAUUUCCUCUGGGAAAAACAGAGUCAGGGGAGAUGUAAUUCAGCAAAGGAAUAGGAGGAAAAAGGAUUAGAGGACUCACCGAUUGUUGUGGAUAAGCAAUGCCAAAAGCCCCCUAGAUUUAGAAUAGGCACUCCAUUUUAUUUAUUUAGCGCCAUUUGUAAAUACGCAGAUGUAAGUUGAAAAGAAUAAAGUAAAGUUUCGAAGAAAUUUCAA